AUGGCAAUCCCCUUUAAAACCAUCACAUUCUCGUUAAAAACACCAGCCGCGAUGCAUUUUACUCCAGCAGCCGCCGUUCUGGCGCUUGCCGUCGCCGUAUCUGCCAUCAUCAACACCCGCGGCACCGGCGAGCGUCAAGGCCCCUCCGCCGGCUUCACCACCAUGAACCGCAACAUCCAAUCCCAAGUCUCCGGCGGCAAAAUCUACAACACCGUCUACCCGGCAGCCUUCAGCCAGAACUCUGCCUCUGGGACCCGAGACAUCGUCAACAAAGUCCAAUCAACCCUCCAAACCAACCCAAACGAAUGCUUCCUCCUCCAAGGCUACUCCCAAGGCGCGGCCGCUACCGUCGACGCUGUCCCUAUGCUGACUGGCGCGAACUUCAAUGCCGUCAAGGGCGUCUUCCUCAUCGGUGAUCCGGACCACAAGGCCGGUCUCACCUGCAACGUCGAUAACAACGGCGGCACCACUACCCGCAACGUCAACGGUCUCCGUGCCCGUUGCUCAGCUGGGAUUCCGAGCACGUGGAUUAGUAAGACGUUGGAUGUGUGUAUCUUUGGUGAUGGGGUUUGUGAUACGACAAAUGGACGGGGUAUUGAUAGGCGGCAUUUGCGGUAUCCUAAUGAUGCGCCUACGCAGAGCUUGGGGACGACGUUUGGGGUUGGAAACUUGAGGGGAACUUCUUGA
Fulvia fulva is the source of this 687-nucleotide messenger RNA. RefSeq lists its product as uncharacterized. Bases 1 to 687 code for a protein of 228 amino acids. Lineage: Eukaryota; Fungi; Ascomycota; Dothideomycetes; Mycosphaerellales; Mycosphaerellaceae. Gene Ontology annotation, molecular function: hydrolase activity. The record is from RefSeq and is a predicted model, not a curated record. The transcript is spliced from 4 exons.